AAAUGCGGGGCAGAUUGUGUCAAGUUUCAGAAAGCAUACAAUGGUGAGAAGUUCAAUAAAGCAGCUCUCGCGCGACCCUAUUUGAGCAAACACUCGUGGGGAAGGACCUACGGGGAGCAUAAAAAAUAUUUGGAGUUUUCAGACGAGGACUUCAGAGAGCUGCGUAAUUAUGCAGAAAAAGUUAUCAAGAUCCCGUUCACUGCUUCAGCAAUGGAUUCCAAGUCCGUGAGUUUUUUGGAAUCAAUGAAGGUGCCUUUCAUCAAAAUUGGUUCGGGGGACGUUAAAAACAUUCCUCUAAUACGACAAGCAGCAGCAACAAAUAUACCUCUUGUCAUAUCGACAGGGAUGAGUGACAUGGAAGGAGUCCAGGAAAUCUAUGCAACAGUGAAGCAGUUACACAAGAAGUUCAUCCUCCUACAUUGCGUUUCAGCCUAUCCACCGCCCCCGAGAGAAAUAAACCUACGAGUUAUCUCUGAGUUCCAAGACCGUUUUCCAGACGUCCACAUAGGGUAUUCAGGCCAUGAGUGUGGAAUUGGAGUCUGUUUGGCUGCUGUGACCAAAGGCGCAAGGGUAAUCGAGCGGCAUAUAACCCUAGACAAGAAUCUCAAAGGCAAUGACCACCACUGCUCCCUGGAACCGAAAGAGUUCAAACAAAUGGUGGAGGAGAUCCGAACCAUCGAAGCUGCGUUGGGACAGAGGCAAAAACGGAUUCAGGACUCCGAACUACCUUGUAUUGCUAAGUUAGGCAAAACAAUUGUCGCGGCGACCAAUCUUUCAAAAGGCACUGUGCUGACACCUGAAUGCGUGAAGAUCAAAGUGGCCGAACCAAAGGGCCUGGAUCCAAAAGAAUAUGAGGGGAGGAGACUAAACAGGGAUGUUGCGGAAGAUGAGAGUAUAACAACACAAUGUGUGCAGACCUUAUGACAGUAAAAUCCGGAUUGAGUUUAGAGUCUAAAACAUCCUUCUUGAUGUAUUGCUGAUGAUCACAUUGAGAAAGAUUGGAACCUCACCUUUUGCUAACUUGAACUUGGUAUUACUUAAUGAUCAUACUGACCGUUAAAAAUGCCUUUAGUUGGACAGUGAUGGAUGAGAAUAUAAUGCACUUUUACAAAGAUUUGCACUUAAAUUCAAAUAAUAUUUUUCAGCUUGAAUCUAUCGAACUGGCUAAAAAAAUUUGUCAAAUCAUUGUUGCUGAUGGUGCAAGUGGUAUGCCUAAAAAUUUAAGCUACAGUAAUACCUUAAUUAUAUACUCAUCACUUGUCCGACCUGACGAUGAGGCAUGAUUAUCGUUUUAUCGUUUCCUUUGUUUUUUUUUUUUAUUACAUAUUUGAUGUAGUUUCACGUGUUUUUAUGCAUUACGAUUGGCCAAAAUUUCUGGAGUCCAGCUCACACACCUGUCAUAAUUCAUCGGAUAAUCAAGGUUUAGCAGUAUGGCUGUACGUAUACUGAAUUAAAACUUAUGUCUUCAAAAGCUUGAUACUUUAGUAAAAAAGAAAAAAACCUUGA
Messenger RNA from Bemisia tabaci, 1506 nucleotides. NCBI's taxonomy places the organism in Eukaryota, Metazoa, Arthropoda, Insecta, Hemiptera, Aleyrodidae. The record is from RefSeq and is a predicted model, not a curated record.